Varanus komodoensis (Komodo dragon) is the source of this 823-nucleotide messenger RNA. RefSeq names its product crystallin alpha B (gene CRYAB). The record is from RefSeq and is a predicted model, not a curated record. Bases 299 to 823 code for a protein of 174 amino acids. NCBI's taxonomy places the organism in Eukaryota, Metazoa, Chordata, Lepidosauria, Squamata, Varanidae. Gene Ontology annotation, biological process: protein refolding; response to heat. Gene Ontology annotation, molecular function: protein folding chaperone; structural constituent of eye lens. The transcript has 3 exons.
AAAAAAACAAAACCAGAAAGGAGCGGGCGAGCGGAGUUUCAUGCUGACUUGCGCGAAUUUAGCGGUGUCCUUUCUCCUCGGCGAUGUGGGUGCUGAGUGGAGUGUACAAAUCCGCAGUUAAUCUGCCCGCCGGUGCUGAAUGGUACAGUUGGGGGAGCAGGGAUAAUGAAAUGCCUGACAUCACCGUUCCAGAUAUUUCAGCCCGGGCACAGCCUGGCACUUGGCAGCAUAUAAAGCGCUGGCUCGGAGCUGGAGGCAGCCCGCUGCUGCCCACUGGUCUCCCAGAGCACCCAGCCAGAUGGACAUCUCCGUUCACCACCCCUUUUUCCGCAGACCCCUGUUGUCCACCCUGUUGCCCAGCUGCAUCUUCAACCAGACUUUUGGAGAGCACCUCGUGGAAUCUGAACUCUUCCCCAGUUCCUCGGCUCUCAGCUCUUUCUUUCUGAGACCCUUCAUCCUGAGGAACCCGAGCUGGCUAGAGAACAGACUCUCAGAGAUGCGACUAGAUAAGGACAAGUUCUCCGUCAACGUGGAUGUGAAACAUUUCUCUCCCGAGGAGCUCAAAGUCAAGGUUUUGGGAGAUGUGAUUGAAGUUCACGGGAAACACGAAGAGCGCCAGGAUGAACAUGGUUUCAUUGCAAGGGAAUUCAGCAGGAAGUACAGGAUCCCGGCUGACGUCGAUCCCCUCUCCAUCACCUCCUCCCUCUCUUCAGAUGGUGUCCUGACAGUGAACGGACCACGGAAGCCAACGGAACUUCCUGAGCGCACCAUCCCCAUCGCGAGGGAGGAGAAAUCUACCCUACCAGCAGGGCAAAGGAAGUAG